Penicillium olsonii is the source of this 1098-nucleotide messenger RNA. The record is from the annotation of a GenBank genome assembly. NCBI's taxonomy places the organism in Eukaryota, Fungi, Ascomycota, Eurotiomycetes, Eurotiales, Aspergillaceae.
AUGACCAAAAUCGCGGGGCCGGAGACGCUCCCGAGUGACGUCAUGGAAGCGGCCGCGCGAACGGUUCAGGCCAUCAGGGAAGCACAGUGGCAACAGCUCCAUCGACCACCCGAGCCCGGAAACACGUCAAAUGCCGAGCGAUCGAACCAAGCGCGUCGGAACUGGCAACGCGCCGUCAGUGUUGCGAAGCGGGCAGGCGGGGACGAUGAUCGAGUCACGGGGCGAUCUUCAACUACGGAGACACAACACGAAGACCAUACGGAGAUUUCGUCGGGGGCAGAAGCCAAGAUGAUGGAUGUACAAUAUUUCUUGGAGAUGGUGGACCUCAAACAUCGCCAUGGAAGCAAUCUACGUGCAUAUCAUACAUUUUGGCGCAACUCGUCUUCAACACAGAACUUCUUCUAUUGGCUCGAUCAUGGCGAUGGGCAGAGUGUGGAAGUUGCGCAAUGUCCCCGCGACCGGCUGGAAAGAGAGCAAGUUCGCUAUCUCACUCGUGAUGAACGCAUGAACUAUUUGGUGACGGUGGACGAAGCGGGUCUGUUCCGGUGGGCUAAAAACAACGAGCCAGUAUGGACUAGUACGGCCGAAUUUAAGGACAGUCUUCGGGGGGUGGUCCCCAUUGACGAGGACGUUCCUCAAUUCCGAGGAAAUUCGCCAACAUCCGAACUAGAAGCAACGGGCGCCUCAUCGUCGUCACCAUCUUCCAUCUCCUCGUGCUCAUCGGGCCAAAGCAUCGGCAGUGCUCUCGAAAAGGAUCAAGAAAAGCCAUUCACCUAUGAAGAGUAUAAAGCCGCAAAGAUCAUGAAAAAGGUAGUACACGCAAGCCCGAGUGCCGCAAUGAGGCGCCUACUGGGCAAAUCUCCCAAGAAGGAAGACAUGUGGAUUUUUGUGGCGGAUACUUCUUUCCGUCUCUUUAUCGGCAUCAAGAAAUCAGGGGCUUUCCAGCACUCAUCAUUUCUGCGCGGCGCACGCAUCGCAGCCGCGGGAAUGAUCAAGAUCAAACAUGGUCAAUUACGAAGUCUGGCGCCAAUGAGGUAUGCGAUCAUCUCUUCCAAUCGAAAUUUGCGGUCUUCCGUUCAAUCAAGGCAAUUGCAAUAG